CUGGAGAAAGUAUAAAUGUUAAUCUUUUUCAGGUCCAACGCAGCAAAAAGUCUCCUCUCUGUCUCUUUCCUCUUUGCGUCCUUCUGAGGCUUGAAGCGAUUACCAUGGCAGCAUUUCUCGCGAGACGGCUUAUCGGUAACCGUUCGAGCCAGAUUCUCGGUACUUCGAGCUCUAGCUCCGGUGCGUUCAUUUCUGUUGCUAGGGCUUUCUCCUCCUCCACCACCCCGAUCAAAGCAACUCUCUUUCCUGGUGAUGGGAUCGGUCCCGAAAUCGCUGAAUCUGUCAAACAGGUGUUCACUGCUGCUGAUGUGGCCAUUGAUUGGGACGAACACUUUGUUGGUACUGAAGUAGAUCCUAGAACCAAUAGUUUCUUGACAUGGGAAAGUCUUCAAUCUGUGCUUAAGCACAAGGUCGGCUUGAAAGGACCAAUGGCUACGCCAAUUGGAAAGGGUCACCGUUCUUUGAACCUUACUCUUAGGAAAGAGCUUAAUUUGUAUGCCAAUGUUAGGCCUUGCUACAGUCUUCCUGGGUACAAAACUCGUUAUGAUGACGUUGAUCUCAUUACCAUUCGUGAAAACACUGAAGGAGAGUACAGUGGCCUCGAACACCAGGUCGUCAAGGGCGUGGUGGAAAGUAUUAAAAUUAUUACCCGUAAGGCGAGUAUGAGAGUUGCCGAGUAUGCCUUUCUAUAUGCCAAGACUCAUGGAAGGAAGAAAGUUUCUGCAAUUCACAAAGCUAACAUCAUGCAGAAAACUGAUGGCCUUUUCCUGCAGUGUUGUGAUGAGGUUGCUAGGAAGUACCCUGACAUAGAGUACGAGAAGGUUGUUAUUGACAAUUGUUGUAUGAUGCUUGUGAAAAACCCAGCACUUUUUGAUGUUUUGGUGAUGCCAAAUCUCUAUGGAGAUAUUAUCAGCGAUUUGUGUGCUGGACUUGUUGGGGGACUAGGAUUGACUCCUAGUUGUAAUAUCGGAGAGGAUGGCAUCGCCCUUGCUGAAGCUGUUCACGGCUCUGCACCUGAUAUUGCUGGAAAGAACCUGGCGAACCCGACAGCUUUGCUUCUGAGUGGAGUGAUGAUGUUGCGGCACCUGAAACUAAACAAACAAGCAGAGCAGAUCCACAGCGCCAUCAUCAACACAAUAGCUGAAGGAAAGUACAGAACGGCUGAUCUUGGAGGUACCUCAACGACAACAGAUUUCACAAAAGCAAUCUGUGAUCAUCUCUAAACACCCGUAAAAGCAUAAUUCUUUCUAUACUUACUCAUUCACCAUUGGAUCUUUCUCGUGAAUCUUCUCACUCCAAAAAUUUUCCACCUACUGAUCAUCUUCCAAAAGCCAAAACAAAGCAGGCUAUUGGCUUUUCACAUUAUUGAUUUUUGUUUUAAUUUACAUGCUAAGUUGUUGCACAGCUAUUUACUGGGGUGAGAUCCAUAACAACAGGAAGGUAUUUUUUUUGGUAACACAUUUACAAUUUGUAUCUUGCCUGAAGUGGUUGGCAUUUUGUGUACUCUUAUUCUUUAUGAAUCUUCAACGAAAAUAAUGGUGAAUGUCGUCACGUUUGCUCUCU
Molecule: messenger RNA, 1563 nt
Organism: Capsella rubella
Lineage: Eukaryota; Viridiplantae; Streptophyta; Magnoliopsida; Brassicales; Brassicaceae
Product: isocitrate dehydrogenase [NAD] catalytic subunit 6, mitochondrial
Exons: 7
Coding region: 105-1223 (372 amino acids)
Biological process (GO): tricarboxylic acid cycle; isocitrate metabolic process
Cellular component (GO): mitochondrion
Molecular function (GO): isocitrate dehydrogenase (NAD+) activity; magnesium ion binding; NAD binding
Source: RefSeq, a predicted model, not a curated record